UCAGUUUGGGACAUUCGGACGACGUUUGGACGUUGUGACUUCUAAAAGUUUCUUUUGGACCAUUCGAUCCAACUAACAUCAACGUAUCUAAUUAAAAACUUCGCUUCGUAAAAAAUGAAUUAAUUUUCAGUAACAGAAAUGAAUUGUCAUCAAAUAUUAAGCGGAGCCUGUAAUGCAGGUGAUCGUUGCUACGCUGUCGGUUCCGUUGAAGGAAUAUCCUUCACUGCAUACGCGGCAGGUUGCAACAUAGUAAUCUUAGCCAGUAACUUUGAAAGAGUUCAAAUUAUUCCGGGAGCUGUACAUAAUUAUAUAAGAAUUAGUUGUUUGGAUUGUAGUACAGAUACAGGAAAAAUAGCAGCGGCGUAUGAAAAUCAAGUCUGUAUUUUUGAGCCUACUCCGCUUAUCCACAGCGCUUGCUCACACCAAUUGGAGUAUCGAUGGGUUCAAACUGGUAGUUUGACAACCGAUUCGAAUAUCACUUCCCUAUCAUGGAAUUUAGAAGGAACAAGAUUGUUAACCGGCGGAGAACUUUUACAACUGUGGCAUCAAAAUAUAAUUCCGUUUCAGAAAGAACACGCUAGUACAGUUACGUUUUCGAUUGGUGGUGAUGCCGAAAGUCCAGCUCCUGGCGACACGAACACUGGAAACGAACCAGGGGCAUGGAAUUGUGUUUGGAAAUGUCGUACAGCUACACCCGUACACCUUAUGAGUUUUAGUCCGGACGGUACAUUAUUUGCAACGACGGGAUUUAACGAUAGAUUAGUCAAGAUAUGGUUUGAAAAUAAACAAUUGUUCACGACAAGAAACAUCGAACAUACAAGUGUCUCGCAGUCGACGGGUAAUGACAGUUACAGCUUCGUCUACAUAGCUCAUCCUCGAGCGGUGACGCAUUUAUCUUGGCGCAAGACUAGUAAACAUAUGCCCAAGGGGGCUGUCUCCAAUAUGCUUGUUACAUCCUGUCGAGAUAAUAUCUGCCGAGUAUGGGCAGAAACGAUACCACCAGAAAUCGAGGGUUUGGCUAAUAUGAGUCAAUUCGAAGGUUCCGAUAGGCAUGGUCACCACGGAAAACACCGACAUCAUAAUAUGCAUAAACAUCGAUUCAUGCAACGGCUUAAGCAUAUGAAAACGUGUUUCCACAUUCGUCGACACGCGAAACAGCAACAUCAGGCAGGACAUGCGACAGCACCAACGUUACCAACAUUACCUUCAACGUAUUCGGUACAUGAUUUUCACAACAAUUACCAAGGAACAGGUCAAUAUCCAGGAAUGCAUUUUCAUUUGGCAGCUAGUAUCAAUGCUGAAACUGAUAUACCACUGGUACCAAGUUUAAUUACCGGGGAUCCUGAAAGAGAGCCAAAUUUUAUUCUCCAUUGGCUAAAUAACAAAGAAAUGUACUUUACGAUGCAGGCGGAAAGUUUUUUACAAGAGCUUGCACGUAUAGUGGUAGAGAAGGAGGAAGGGUUGCAUCAACCAGAUAUAGAUCGUACGGAUCGCGCGGACCACGAUUCCGAAGAAGAAGGUUUAUCGAAAAAGGGAGUACGAUUGCAACCUGUACAAAAGUCAGGAGGUGCAAUUCGAUCGAUGAGCCAGGAAGAUCAUAGUAGCGACGAACAUCAUACGACUCAUACAGUUUCGUCGCAUCAUAGUUUACCGCACAGUGCACACUCUCACCAAAGUUUAAGUAACACUACGUCCAUAAAUUCGAUCGCAACGGAUGUAACCUCUUCGAUGAAUCAUGCCCCGGAUUCCUUGGAUACCAAAAUAGAGACGUUAUUACGCGAUUGGCAUCAUAAUCCGGAUUUACUGUUUUCGAUUCAUCCGAUAGACGGGAGCUUUUUAAUUUGGCACAUUGAAUGGUUGGACGAAUAUCAUCCAGGCUCGUUUCGACAGGCUCAAAUAUCAUUUUCAACGCGAAUACCUAACGCUUUUCCCCUCGGAGACGCUUCAACCAUGAGUCACAGUGUAUCGAUGUACUCUCACAAUACUGGCGGUCCGUUAUUAAAUAUCAGAGAAGUGGCAAAGUCGUCCACGAAAUCAUCGAACGAUGCUACCGAGAUCACGACACCGUUACCGAGUUUGAUCGAACAAGACGAAGAACAAUCCACAUUAACGUCGAAAGCAGGACAAGAACUGUUAAAAAAUAUCGAGAGCUCGUCCGAUCCGAAUCAAAAUGUUAACAAAGAAAAAAAUGUUCAAUCGGAAAAUGGGAAAACUGCGCAAGAAACGUUCAACGACUUAUUGACUCAUCCGAGUCCGAUAGUUUCCAUGGUGUCGAAGCAUUCGAAUGGAACCUUAAACUUAUGGCAAUUGACGUUUGCCGAUAAAACAAAAUUUUCACAAGUAUUAAGCAUCGGACAUGCCUCGAGAGCUUCGGGACAUCGAUUCCGUGUGAACGAUAUCACCUGUCAUCCGGUCUUGCCUUUAUUGGUGACAACGUCGCAUCAUAAUAUACCGGAAUCCGGAUCUCAAUGUCGGAACACCGAUUCGAACGAAAAUAUUGACGGCCAAUCGGAUUCUAAUAAAAUGACGAAAGAUCUUUCUCCUACCGGAUUCUGUAGCGAAUUGAUACUUUGGCGCGUCGACACGGUCGGACCUUUGUCAAAAAGCGGCGGUGUCUCCGAAUUAGCUCGUAUCAACUCUCCUGAAAUCUCAGCGUUCAGUAACGUAGCGUGGAUUCCUACGUUGCUGCCAAGUACUACCUUAGGUAAUUUAUCAAAUUCUCCGAGCGCGUGUUUCGUUGCUAGCGACGGCGAGUGUUUAAGGGUCUAUCAAGCCGUCAUCGACGCUAGAACACUGCUGGCAGAGGUAUCGAGUAGCGAGAGGCGAAGCAGAAUGAUGGAUUCCAUGACGAGUCUCUCGACGGAUAUCUCGUCGGACGAUGGAAUUAGGCAUUCGAUCCAUGAUAAAAUAAAGAUAGUGUCUCAACAGUCGACGGCCAGACCAGGUUGCGUUAUACAGUUAGAUGCUAUUGCCGACGCGACGCACGAUUGGCAAAAUACACAAUUUUUGCACGUAUUCCAAGAACAAUUGAUUACCGGAGACAGGAACGAAGAGAAGCAAGCUGGUGUAGAUACAUCGAUAAACGAUUUAGGUUUAAUGGAGUCUACUUUGGACGCAAUGGUAGAUUUGCAGCAGUCGGCAAUUUUCGAGGAACCAUUCUACAUCGUUGUUUUAGAAAGAACGCAGCAGGGUACAACGGUGCACAUGUGGCGUUUACUUAUAGCUUCUCAGCCUGAAACUACCGGAUUAUCAGGUUCGAUGAUGUACGUUCCUGAUUCUCAUUUGGUACAAGACGAAGACGAGGAGGGAACACCGGCGCGAUACAGUCACACGGAAGGUAGAAGAUCUCGUAGACCGAGUCAAACUCGUCACGAGAACCAAGGCGAAUCCGAUACGUUUUUUCAAAGACGACCGAAUCAGAGUAGUCACGUUCUAAUCACGACCACGAAAGUGUGCACUCAAGAGUUACCAUUGCCGGACGGAGUUGAGGUAAUACACGCGGCACCAGCCGCGGGACAUUUGAGUAGCUCGUCUAUAUAUCCUGCCUGUUUCGCGCCAUACAUCGUAGUGACAGCGUGUAGCGAUAGCACGAUACGUUUUUGGAAGUGUAAAGUGACAAAAAACCAACCUAACGACAAAUUAUAUUACGAAUGGUGCGAAUGGGAAAUGAUACGAAAAGAUCAGGAAUCGACGAUAGAUAUUACGGGACAACCGUUGAACGUGAGCGCCGCAUACAGCGGGCGUAUCGCGUGCGCGUACAAAUAUGGUAAAUCGUUUACGCGACCUACGAAAAGCGAUCCGGACUCGCGAUACGUGAAUUUAUGUGUCGCCAUAUACGAGUGUGAAAGUACCGGUGGGAGCGAAUGGAUUCUGGAGGAUACAAUACAUUUAAAAAAUAUACAUUUGCCGAGAAUCCCGGUGGACCAGCAUUUAGACUUGAGUUAUUUGUACGAUAGUAGAUUUCUACAAAAGAAACAGAGGUUGACUCAAGUGUUACAAACCCUUAGCCACGAAGACGUAAGGUCACCGCGCAACGGAGAAAACGGAGAAAGUACAAAAUCGAAUGCAGCGUUGCCUCGCUAACGUAAACGUUUUUCUAAAGGUUUGUUGGCGGUUCCAUCGUUCAGCACUCUGCAAUCGUUACGGAAAUCGAUAAUAGAGAACGGCAACACUUGUCCGCUUACGCAAAAGCAUUUGGUUCAGCUGGACUGGGUAUCGAAAGAGGACGGUUCGCAUAUUUUGACGGUUGCUGUUGGGUCGAAAAUCAUGCUGUUUACGCCGGUGUGUUCGGACCUUGCGCAGGCAAACAUGAAAGCGAUGAAAGAAUCGCAAAGUAACAAUCGACCGAUAUUACGGAAAGCUUCCUCGUUGGCACAGCCGCAAUUCGUCGACGAAAUACGUUGGAUGAAAUUGCGGAAAAUCGAGUUGACUACGGCGGAUGGUUUGCCCCCUUUACCGAUGCAGAUAUCUUGGGUAAGGGACGGUAUUCUGGUGGUCGGCAUGGAUUCAGAAAUGCACGUUUACUCGCAAUGGAAACCGAAUCCGAAAAAGGAUUGUUUCCACUCGAAUUUGCAACACCAAGAAUCGGACGAGUUUCAAGCGAGUCGUAACUUACGGGACGAGGAUUUGCGAACGUUGGCGCACGAAACGUCGCAAAGACGACUGGCCAAUGUAUCGUCGAUGCCGCACUUAUCUCGGGUGAGCAGUAUCAAUUUAACGAUGCUCGACGCGAAAAAGAAAAGGGGCAUGCAAAGCGAAAACAUCAGUUUCGAUUAUAUGCCGGAUUACGGACUGUUCGAGGCCUCGAGAAUCGCUUGUCCCGUGUUGCCGCAGUAUCAUCCGAAGCAAUUGAUGGAGUUGUUGAACUCCGGUAAAAUUCGAUGGGUGAAAGCGAUAUUGUCGCAUCUGGUUAGAUGCAUUGGAAGUUCGUGCUCGUUGAGGGCGGACGACGAGAGUCUUAUGAAACAACGGGGCGGUGGAUGGUCCCGUUCGAGGACGAUGUCGGUCAGUUACGUUGGCACCACGUCCCCUCUCGAGCCGAGAGGUUCGACCACGCAGAUACCCGAGGAGCUGACGUUGGAUUACGCGGAAAUCACUUCGAUAUCGCCGUUGCCUCUUUGGACUUUGUUGAUCGCGGACAAAGAGACGAGUUUGCAGCAUCAACACAAAACCGAGGAUAAACACGAUUACAACGAAUUAUUCGACAGCAAUUUGGACGAAGGCGAAUCGCUGGACGACAUGUUGGAGGAAGAUUAUGAUUGUUCGCGGCAGAAAGAUAGGCGAUCCUCGGUGCCGGAAAGACAAGGGAUAUCCCAUUUCGGACCGAGACAAGGUCGAUUGUUGUCUCGAUUGUUGACGCACACUCAUCUCCCUGGAUUGUCCAGUCUCGAUCAAAUGCAUUUGCUCGCACUGGCCGAUACUGUGUCGACUUGCAACGUCGACUUUGCCGAAAGAUUCGCGAUAGAUGCGGCCAAGAGCGCGAUCGCGAAAGAAAAUUUGACCGGUAUUCCCGACGGAGAAACGGUCUCGGCCGAUUCGCUGGACGAUUGUGGUUUACGAUUUUUAUUAGCCAUGAAGCAUUACAAUUAUUUGAUCCGUUGCCUUCCGCUUGCUCAGCGAGCGCAUUUCCAGAAACAGGGUGUGUCUUCGAACAAUCUCGUGUGGGCGUUUCACUCCGAAUCCGAGGAAGAACUGCUAGGUUUGAUACCCUCUUACGCGAAAGGCCAACCGAAAUGGAGCGUUUUAAAGGAGCUGGGUAUAGGUUGGUGGAUCCGAAGUAACACCGUGUUGAAAAGAUGCGUCGAGAAAAUAGCCAAGGCGGCUUAUCAGCAGAAACAAGAUCCUCUAGAUGCCGCCCUCUAUUACCUGGCUAUGAAAAAGAAGAAUCUUGUUUGGGGCCUUUUCAGGAACAAGAGAGACGACAGAAUGACCGCGUUCUUCGCGAACAAUUUCACGGAGGAUCGUUGGAGAAAAGCGGCUCUGAAGAACGCGUUCGCUCUACUCGGUAAACAGAGAUUCGAACACGCCGCGGCAUUCUUCUUACUGGCAGGAGCGCUCCGAGACGCGAUCGAGGUAUGCUUGAACAAACUGAGCGACAUACAGUUGGCGAUGGUAAUCGCUAGACUCUACGAGGACGAUACCACAUCACCGAAUAUCAGACGACUGCUCUACGAAGAGAUUUUAGGAUGCGACAAGGACGGCCAGUAUCAAGACACGAACAAAGCUCACCCGGAUCCAUUUUUGCGCAGCAUGGCACUUUGGAUUCUGAAAGAUUACGCGGGAUCGCUCAACACGUUAUUGUUGACGAACGUUGGAACCUUGCACCCGCAAUACAACGACGAAUCCGAUAAACCGGAAGGGACGACAGUUUCCGCUAAUCCGAACGUUUUCAACUUUUACGUCUACCUUCGUACGCAUCCGUUGCUCAUUAGGCAAUACAUCGCGUCCACCGCCCAGGACAAGAAGAAAGGUCAUUCGGUAGUGAUAUCGGGAUUCAGUUACGGUACAGAGACCAAAUCUCAACCUGACAAACAACUGACGUUGGAGGACAGCAUUACACCGUUGGAGAGACAAUUGUAUUUUACGACAGCGCAUGCGCACUUCAAAGCGGGAUGUCCGGCUCUUGCUCUCGAAGUUCUUUCUAAGCUACCAGGCAAAGUGAUAGACGCGAAUUACGAAGAUUCGCCCAGCUUACUAAACAGCCCGAGUAAAACGAGAACGCAAGACUUUCAAAUAGACACCGGUAUCAUCGCUUGGGACGACGAGCACUCGAAGCAAACGAACGACGAUAAAGGUGCAGCAGCCGUUGAUUGGUCUCAACCAGUGACGCGACAGACGGAGGAUGAAUUGGUGUUGAACUGGGACGACGACGACAACGCGGCCGAUCACGACGAUGCCGAUAGUCCGCCUAUGAGUAUGAAGCUGGAUAAAAAGUCAAGUAACGAGGAUCUCGCGGAAGCGGAGAAAAACGAAAAAACCGCGAAAUCGGCGGUUCAACUAGAUAUCAUGGCACAACAAUUGAAAUUCGUAGCUUGUUUAAAAAUUUUGAUGGAAGAAUUGUCAACGUUGGCGACGGGUUUCGAAGUGGACGGUGGACAACUUCGAUAUCAAUUGUACGUGUGGCUGGAACGAGAAGUGGAAGCUCUGAGACAGCUUUGCAGCUACAGCGUCAGUUCGGACGGAGACGCGAACAACGUCUCGGAAUAUGAAGGUGGCAUGGUAGACGACGCACAACCAUAUAGACCUGGCGAACAACCGACCUUACACGAAAUAUUAGUGGCAGACAAGUUGGACUUUGAAGCUAAGGUUCAACGAGCUGUCAGAAGAAAGAAGUGGUUAAAAGCGAACGAAACGUUAUUGCGAACGUUAUUAUCCUACUGUUCGUUGCACGGAGCGUCGGGUGGAGGUUUGGCAUCUGUAAGAAUGGAACUGGUUCUUCUGUUGCAAGAAUUGCAGCAAGAAAAGACGCAGCAACAAUUGCUUAGCCCUCUUCCGUUCCCAACCACGCUUCCACUGUUGAGCGCGAGCGUGGCAUGUAAUAAGACCGUCGUAGCGGAUCCAGUUAGACAUUUGCAGUCUCUUGCUCAUGACAUGUUACAAACAUUGGUGGAACUGCGCAAUCCACCGAUGCCAACAAGAAACACUCAUUAUUGCGAAGUAUUCAUAAUGAGAGAUUUAGCAGUGGCUUUGAGCGCUUGCAUUUAUCAGUCACUUUGCGAUUCCGACACUUUUGUUAUGAAGCAUCAUCAACCGGAUAGUUUUCCAGCCGUUGCCGAAAUCGAAACGUUUUCCGGUGGACACUUGGUUGCCUCGAAUCGUCACCAUCGAAGAUAUUCGACCGACGAUGGUGUAUGCAUUACAACGACGCCUUCGAAAUGGCCAGGCGUGACCAAUUUGCGUGCGCUGUUGGCCCGUGAGAAAGACGAGGACACGCCAAAAUUGAACAUUCUUCUUUGCGAAGCGUUCGUCGCCACUUACAUGAGCUUGUUCGUUUAUGCUCUUUGGAGUUGCGACAGUCACAUUCUUUAUAGGCUGGUGGGUCAACGUUUCGACAACAGUACUUGGUCUUGUCUUUUCGGAGGUGGAGUGAAAAAAUUGUUACGCGUUGCGAGCACGAGCAGUCAGGCUAGUGGAUCAGCGAUGGUUGAAAAAAUAGCAAGCAACAGCGGCGACGGUGGCUCGAGCGAAGCGCAAACGACCGCCGGCGCCAUGUGGAAUACCAUGACGUCGUUGACGAGGCAGCGCGUUAAAUUGAACAUGAAACUAUUGGCCCAGUUCACCGGUCAACAACCAAACAUGAAAGAAGACAAACCAACGUACAGAGAACAAUUCGUUUCGCCACAAAUGAGUAUGAUAUCGUAUUUCUUAAUGAAGCCGCAGAUAGACAGCGAGUACGCGAACGAGAUCGAUUAUGAUUCGUCCGACUCGGCAGUGUCGGAUUUAGACUCGUCCGAAGACGAGGAGGACGUGUUUGAUACUAAUUCGAAACCAAAGACUAAAUUAAAGGACAAUACAGAGCAUUCGAAUCCGAAUUCGUACAGUUGGUGCGUGAUGAGGCUCGCUAUAGUGAAAAUAUUACAGCAACAACUACAAGACUUUUUAAACGUUGCCGGGAUCGAGAUGCAAGAGUUGCCCGUAAACAGUCCUCUGAUUCACGGAACGAUGGCCAUCGUAGCGCAGUGGCAAGAAACGUUACGCGAAGAAUUGGACAAUAAGGGACCACCUUCGGUAAAUUAUAUUCCUGGUUGCGCGCCGGAUCCGACGCCAACGCCUGGCAAACCGGCGAUUCACAAAUAUCGUUCGUUACUCGAAAAAGGCAAUACACCGUUCAACACGCGUUUGGCAUCGGCGGCCCCCGCCAAUCGACUAUGGUGCUACUUGGUAAGACAAGAAUCGGUGCAGGAUAUUUUCAUUCGCGCAGUAUUUGGCAAACGUAGAUGUUUGUCGUCGAUUUUGGACAACAAUCAAACGACGAUCGACAAUCUGAAUCGAGGAACGACCGAUGAUAAGGGGAGCGAUAGCGGAACCACCAGUUUGCCCGAACCCGUUCGAAUUAUUCACAAGGAACAAGACAGUAUCAGUGCCUUUUGCCUGAAUCAGGUUACUCCAGGUUUAAUGGCUUUGGCUACUCCACGAGAAGUACAAGAAAUGAAUAUAUCGUUGUUGCUCGAGCUUCCAUCCUGGUUAGAAGACGAAUGCGAAUUCGAUAUCAUCAAUUUGAACAAACAACCGGAACCGGAACCGGUACAACCGACCAGUUUCCUGGUUAUCCAGACAGCGGCGGAUCGACCGUUAUUGGCUCAGAGUCCACAGACGAACAGUCCGCAACCACAGUCGGGUAUCGCGAGUCAAAGCGGAAGAGGUGCUAGCGUGAUCUUGAAGCAUAAGAUCGACGGCAUCAGAAGAAUCUCGUCGCACCCGCUUCUACCGUUAUAUUUGACCGGUUCUCAAGAUGGUUCGGUAUCGCUUUGGGAAUGGGGACAUCAGACGGCUGUAGCGACUCCUAGACCACCGGGCACUUUCGCCAAGGUAACCCGCGUACGUUUCUCGCAACAUGGAAAUAAAUUCGGUGUAGCCGAUUCCGACGGGCAUCUCAGUUUGUUCCAAGUGGCCUGCAGAGAAGGGACGGCUCGACCAUUUUUCAAUUAUCAAUGUCAUGGCAAAGUGACGGCUGACUUUGUCUUCCUCGGUGCGUGCAGUCUAAUAGCAACGGCAGGUCAUGGUUCAGAGGGACGCAACGUUGCUCUUUGGGAUACUCUGCUUCCUCAAAAUAAAUCAUUGAUACAAGGUUUCACGUGUCACGAGCAAGGAGCGAGUUCGUUGAUACUUGCGCCUCAACACCAACUUCUGAUCAGCGGAGGAAAGAAAGGGGACAUUAAUAUUUUCGACGUUAGACAACGACAACAACGGCAUCGUUUCCAGGCCCACGAAUCUGCUAUCAAGUGUUUGGCUCUCGAUCCGCACGAAGAAUUUUUUGUCAGCGGUGCAGGAGAUGGCGAUAUCAAGAUCUGGGGCUUGACCGUCCAUUCUCUCCUGUAUUCGUUUCCUGCGGAGCAUCCACGAUCGAGUUUCUUCAAAAAUAUUGGACAAGGCGUGACGCAGUUGCACGUCGAUUCCGCUGGACGCUUAUUCUCGUGCGGUGCAGAUGGAUCUAUGAAAGUUCGUCAGUUACCAGAGCGCGAUUGCGUUGUACACGCUUUGUACUAGAAUAGUCAAAAUAUGCCUAACCUUCUACUAGCGAAAUAUUUCGAAUCGCGUGAUUCGUAAAUCGACCAGGAUACGAUAAACUGCUUAACGUCGCUUC
Megachile rotundata (alfalfa leafcutting bee) is the source of this 10303-nucleotide messenger RNA. RefSeq names its product rabconnectin-3 alpha (gene Rbcn-3A). Gene Ontology annotation, biological process: vacuolar acidification. Gene Ontology annotation, molecular function: protein binding. Gene Ontology annotation, cellular component: RAVE complex. Lineage: Eukaryota; Metazoa; Arthropoda; Insecta; Hymenoptera; Megachilidae. The record is from RefSeq and is a predicted model, not a curated record.